AUGCCAUCAUCUACGACGAUUGGUACUAUUCUUGUGGUUGUGGUUGUGGGUACCGUCUGUGGUCUCGCGGGCCUCUAUUACUGGGGGAACCGGGGAAAGGGAAGGUCCGGUCCUAGCAAGCACACUUCACGCCAUUCUAGUAGAGCUCCACCCUUAGUUCCUCCGCCUAAAAUUCCCCCAUAUCGUAAUGGAACACUUGGGACCCGAGCUGGCCAUAUUUCGCCUGGAGUGCCUUCACCUGCUGUACGCAAGAAUAGUGGAAGACCAGCUACCCUGCCAGGAGAUCGACAGCUCCCACAGUUAUCUCAACAUGAUCGUUCUCGCCAGCCGCCUCAGACUGGUCUUAACGCUCCUGAGCUUAUCCAUCCACAGCCCGUCAAGCCACAGCCCGUCAAACCACAGCCCGUCAAACCGCAGCCCGUCAAACCGCAGCCCGUCAAACCACAGCAGCCUCCCCAGCCGUAUCCGGUUCAACCUCAACCUCCCCUUAGAAUCAUUAUUCCACCUCCUGUUGCAGGAGGACUUUACGGCUUGAAAGGUGUAUUCCCACAACCGAAGCGAGGAGGGAGAAGCCCUUGA
Botrytis deweyae is the source of this 579-nucleotide messenger RNA. RefSeq lists its product as uncharacterized. The transcript has a single exon. The record is from RefSeq and is a predicted model, not a curated record. NCBI's taxonomy places the organism in Eukaryota, Fungi, Ascomycota, Leotiomycetes, Helotiales, Sclerotiniaceae. Bases 1 to 579 code for a protein of 192 amino acids.